Molecule: messenger RNA, 1059 nt
Organism: Seriola dumerili (greater amberjack)
Lineage: Eukaryota; Metazoa; Chordata; Actinopteri; Carangiformes; Carangidae
Gene: apoea
Product: apolipoprotein Eb-like
Exons: 5
Coding region: 121-900 (259 amino acids)
Biological process (GO): regulation of amyloid-beta clearance; positive regulation of nitric-oxide synthase activity; lipoprotein catabolic process
Cellular component (GO): extracellular region; intermediate-density lipoprotein particle
Molecular function (GO): lipid binding
Source: RefSeq, a predicted model, not a curated record
GAUCUUCCUGACGUUUAUUGGAUCACAUCAAAUCACCUGCAGAGUAUAAAUACAGAGUGAAGAGCUCAGUCGGUCACAGACGUCAUCAGGAUCACCCAGGUGUCCAUUUGUCUGGUCAUCAUGAAGGUCUUUGCAGUAAUCCUUGUCCUGGCAGUUUUAUCAGGCUGCCAUGCCAGGAGCGUCCCUCAGAAAACCUCGUGGGAGGAGGCGCUGGACGACUUUCAGACGUACUUCACAGACCUGAGCUCGAAGGCGGAUGAGAUGGUGAAGGACGCGAGGAGUUCUCAGAUCGGCAGAGAGCUGGACACCCUGAUUCAGGACAGCAUGUCGGAGCUGACCAUGUACAGGGACGACGUGCAGACCAAGCUGGCCCCCUACACCCAGGAGGCCGCAGAGCGUCUGGGCACAGACCUGCAGCAGCUGGGCGACAAGCUCCGCGACCACCUGGGGGAGGCCCGGGAGCAGAUGGAGAAAUACCACCAGGAGCUGCAGACCAUGAUGGAGCAGAACGUAGAAGACGUCAGGGUCCGAGUCAACGCCUACUCCCGCAAGCUGAAGAAACGCCUCAACAAGGACACACAGGAGAUCAAGAGACAUGUCUCUGACUACAUGGAAACCCUUCAGUCCAGAACCUCAGACAACGUGGAGGAGAUGAGGACACGCUUCGACCCUUACUUCACUCAGGUGCGAGACAACGCUCAGGCCAAGAUCACCACCCUGAACGACCUGCUGAAGUCCCAGGUGGACGACAUGAAGGACAGGAUCCAGCUCACAGCCGAAGGCGUCAAGGAGUCCUUUGAGAAAACGGCCACCGACAUGAGGUCCACCCUGGGGGAGAAGAUGGAGGAGGUCCGCAGCUGGUUUCAGCCUUACAUCUCCGUCUUCACUGACAACCUGUAAAACCUGAAAUCAAUAAUCAAUAAUCUGGCCUGACUCAGUUGAUCCACCAGAGUCUGUGAGAAAAGCCACCUGAGAAUCUCAGAUAUGAAAAGUCUUUGUUUCAUCACUGAUGUCCACCACAGUCUGAAGUGUCUCUAAUAAAAACCAGCUGCUCACACA